Molecule: messenger RNA, 3267 nt
Organism: Mastomys coucha (southern multimammate mouse)
Lineage: Eukaryota; Metazoa; Chordata; Mammalia; Rodentia; Muridae
Gene: Lrrn4
Product: leucine rich repeat neuronal 4
Exons: 5
Coding region: 170-2377 (735 amino acids)
Molecular function (GO): protein binding
Source: RefSeq, a predicted model, not a curated record
UCAAGCUCCUCCUGGAUGCUGCUGAAGGAGGGGCAGCGGGGAACCAGGCUUCUUCCCUCUGACAUUCAGAACUGACCCGGGAAGUCACGGGUCCCUGCAAUAUUCCAAAGACUGAGGGCCCAAAGGGGUGCCACAUCUCACUGGGACAGCUUCCAGUCUUUCCCUACAGAUGCGGUGGACGCCGAAGCUGCAGCUGCUGCAGCUCCUGCUACAAGUGCUGAUGGUGCAGAGCCAGAGCCUGGAGGGGCUUUCCCAGGACCCGAUCCCCCUCUUCCGGCUCACUCAGCAAGGAGUCUGGGACGGCCUCGACCGCCGCCCCACGGACUCUCCCUGUGAGGGGGUCCCUGCCGCGGGAGCCACCGCCCUGAACCUGGCGAAUCGCAGCCUGGAGCGCCUGCCCAGCUGCCUGCCGCUCACGCUGCGCAGCCUCGACGGCAGCCAUAACCUGCUGCGCGCCCUUAGCGAGCCUGUGCUCGGCCGCCUGCCUGAGCUGCGUGUGCUCACACUGCACCACAACCGCAUCUCCGUGCUGCACUGGGAUCGCAGCACCCCGGCCGGGCUAAGUGAGCUCGACCUCAGCCACAACCUGCUGGCCGAGCUGCCGUCCUGUGCGGGGCCCUCGGGGAGCAGCCUGCGCUCGCUGGCGCUGGCGGGGAACCCACUGCGUGCGCUGCGGCCACGGACCUUCGCAUGCUUCCCAGCGCUGCAGCUUCUCAACCUCUCCUGCAGCGAGCUGGGCCACAUCGCCCAGGAGGCAUUCGCGGGAGCGGACGGUGGGCCCCUGGCGGCGCUGGAGCUCUUGGAUCUGAGCAGCACGAGCCUAGAAAGAGUUGAGUCUGUGUGGAUCAGAAACCUGCCAAAGCUCAAGGCCCUCUACCUAAGAAAGAUGCCCAGGCUGAAGACACUGGAGGGAGACAUUUUCAAGAUGACUCCCAACCUGCAGCAGCUGGAUUGUCAAGAGUCCCCAGCCCUUACUUCUGUCCACACAGAGAUCUUUCAAGACACCCCCAAUCUACAAGUCCUUCGGCUCCAGAACUGCAACUUGAGUUCCUUGGUUCCUUGGACUGUGAGUUCCUCCCAGGUCUUGUCCAUCAGCCUCUUUGGCAACCCUCUCAUUUGCAGCUGCGAGCUGGCUUGGCUUCUCGUGGAUGUCAACAAAACUGUCUUACACAGGGCAGCUGAUACCAUGUGUGAGCCUGCUUUAGGAUCCACGGGCCCCUUCUCAGGCCCUCUCGCCCUCUCCCACCUGUCUAAUGUGUGCAGGUCAAACCAAAGCACCACCCUCCUGGCUUCAAACUCAUCCCACUUCGAUCAUUCUUUUUCUGCAACACGGACACAGGGGCCUUCCAUUGGACAGAGCACGGCCCUGUCUGCUCAGCCCGGAGGAAGCCAACAAAAUAUCACCAAAGUUCCCUCCCUCCGCAUGGCUCCACCCACACAAAGAUCACGGAUGUACCGAGAUACUUCAGAGGAAACUGCCCAGUCCACUACUAACUCUGAGACAGUUUAUAGUUCUUCCAGGGCUCUGCCUGAUACUGCCAGUUCAGGGGCAGAGCCGACUGCCACCCAUAUCCUUGAGCCCAGUAUCUCAUCUGCCUCUAGCCCACUGGUCAGCAAACACCUUGAACCUUUGCCUACUUCACCGAACCCCAGGAGCAUAUCUCAGACCAAGCAGAGGACGCAACCCACCCCCAAGGCUCUCCGCACAGAUCCUCCACAGAAUGAGAUUCCAGUUUUGCUGUUAGAUGAUGACAGUGAGGAGGAGGAGACUCGGGACCAGGUGGCAGCACCUCGCCAAGAUGUCUCUUGUGAUUACCACCCCUGCAAGCAUCUACAGACCCCAUGCGCAGAGCUGCAGAGGCGCCUCCGAUGCCGCUGCCCUGGUCUCAGUGGGGAGGAUACCAUUCCAGACCCUCCCACGCUGCAGGGGGUGUCGGAGACGACUGACACAUCAGUGCUCAUCCACUGGUGUGCCCCCAACUCAGUGGUGCUCUGGUAUCAGAUCCACUACUUGGCCGAAGAAGGAUCUGGGAACCAAUCAGUAGUGGACAUCUAUGCUACUGCCCGACAGCAUCCUCUGUACAAGCUGUCACCAGGCACCACCUACCACGUGUGUGUACUGGCAGCCAACAGGGCUGGCCUGAGCCAGCCACAGACCUCAGGCUGGAGGAAGUCAUGUGCCACCUUCACAACCAAGCCCAGCUCCACGGUCAUCUUCUGGGGACUGUGUACCACCAGUGGCCUGUUACUUGUCAGCACCCUGGUGCUGUCUGUGUGUCUCUGGAGGCAGCGCUGGAAGCCACACGGGCAGUUCUAUGACACACACCUGGUGGCCUUCAAAAACCCAGCCAGGGCGGAGGAAGUAACUCAGUGGUAGCGACUUCCUAAGCUUGUCCAAGGCCUUAUCCCCAACAUCCAGAUCAGACACACGUGAGGCCUUGAGUUUCCUUCCAGCAACCAGAUUAAACAAGCCAGCCUUGACCACCUGCUGAGGCUCCAGAACUUUAAUUAUCCCAGCGUUUCCCAUUCAAAACAUAUCUGCAUGCAGAAACAGUCUGAUGCCUAAAGACAACAUGAGCUCCAAAUAUCCUGAAGCCACCACAUCUCAGGCUCACACAGAAUGACACUGCGUCCUCCUCUGUUGAAGGAGUGAGUGUCACCCUUCCUCUUAUAGUUGUUCUCACCAACCUCAAGUCAGUCUUACUGGCUCCUGUCACUCUGUGACAUCCUUCAGGUUGGUCAGCACUCGGUAUAUCCCUGAGUACCAAGUGGGAUACUGCACGAGAGGAAGGAGAUGGGAUAACAAAGAAAGCAGUUGUAAUAAGGAACACCACUUCUUUUGGAAAUGCCAUCUUUCUUAAGUUUCUUGCACGAACGUUCCCUUGUGGCUCCUGAUUUUAGCACAAAUGAGUUCUGUUAGCUCUGAGCUAAUGGCCAAGGGAAGAGCUAUUGUUGGUUUUCUAAGACCUUCUAGAUUCCAAGGUGUGUCAAAACAUGUAUUUCCAGCUUUACAGUUAAAAUUGGCCUUCUGGUAACAUUUGUGAGACACAGGGAAAGGCUAUUUGCUUCCAGGGCUUUCUGUAUCUCACUCAGUAGACAAAAAUAUGACCUUCAUUGCUUAGACAGGCCUUAUUGUGCAGCCCAUGCUGGCUUCAACUUAGAUCCUUCUGCCUCUGUCUUUCCAAAUGGUGGGAUUAUAAGCAUUUGGAGAGGGCGCAGAAUUGAAUUCACAACAGUGCUUAUUUCUAUGGUAAGGAAAAGUUGUUU